AUGGCGGACACCGUGACGCAUUUCAGAACCUCUCCUCGGUCGCCUAGCAACAAGGCGCUCAGAGGAACGACGUCAUCAGCGGUCCAGCAGAUCGAGAGUUCGAAUGGCGCUCCCUCUAGGAGGCUGUCAGCGGUACUGCAAUGCCAGAAAUUUGCACCAACUCCUCAGAAUGUCUCCCCUCCCCCUCCCCCUCCCCCCUCCCCCUCCUUCUCCCUGCCCCUCUCCCCUUCAUCUCCCCUUUCCUUUACCCCCUCCCCCCUCUCCCCCUCCCUCCCUCCUCUCCCCUCCCCGGUGGUUCUGAUCCCGGCCAGCGUUCUGGUUCCGGUCGUGUUCACCCUGAUCUUCCUGCUGGGCACUGUGGGUAACGGGCUGGUUCUGGCGGUUCUGCUGCGGAACGGUCCACAGGUGAAGUACAACACGACCAACCUCUUCAUCCUGAGCCUGUGCGCCGCUGACCUCUGCUUCAUCCUGUGCUGCGUGCCGUUCCAGGGGACGAUCUACUCUCUGGACGGUUGGCUGUUCGGAGCGUUCAUGUGCAAGGCGGUUCAUUUCUUCAUCUACCUGACGAUGCACGCCAGCAGCUUCACCCUGGCAGCCGUGUCUGUGGACAGGUACCUGGCGAUCCGCCACCCCCUCAAGUCACGUGACCUUCGCACCUCCCGCAACGCCGCGGUCGCCAUCGCCCUCAUCUGGACCCUCUCCCUGCUCUUCAGCGCCCCCUACCUCAGCUACUUCCACACGGUGCGCUUCCGCGGGGGCGGGGCCUCCCCGGACUCCUCCCCCUCGGCGGGGGGCGGGGUCUCGGUGGUCUGCGUCCCGGUGUGGACGGACCGGAGCCGGAAGAUCAUGGAUCUGAUCACCUUCUCCUUCGGGUACCUCCUGCCCGUCUGCACCCUGGGGCUCGCUUACGCCCGCACCCUCCUCUUCCUGUGGGGUCCCGGGGACCCCCUGGACCGGCCCCCGGGGGCCCAGCCCGGCCGGGGAGCCCGGGGUCGCGUCACCAGGAUGAUCGUGGCCGUGGCCGUGCUGUUCUGCGUGUGCUGGCUGCCCCAUCACCUCCUCAUCCUGUGGUUCUGGUUCGGGAGGCAUUUCCCGUUCAACCGGGUCACCUACGCUCUUCGCCUGGCCUCGCACUGCCUCUCCUACGCCAACUCCUGCCUCAACCCGCUAGUCUACGCGCUGGCGUCCAAGCACUUCCGCAAAGGGUUCAAACAAGUCUUCACCUGCCUGCUGCUGCAGCAGAGGAGCGGCCGACAGAGACCGCCUGCCUCCCGCCAGCAUGCCGCUCCCACAGCCCUGAGAGGACUGAUGGACCCUCCCUCUCUCCCUCCUCCCCCUCCUCCCUCCUCCGCCGGCCUCUACAAGCUCCUCCCCUUCCGUCGACACGGCAACAGGGUCGCCCCCUUGCCCGGCAGCGACACCCCCCCGGCCGCUAAGCCAAUCGAGGCGCGCGAUGUCAGCCACGCCUCUUCCGAGGGAGAGAUCGGAGGGGCGGGGCCGAGCAGGAGAGGGGAGGAGCCCGGAACAGGAGGAGGGGCAGAGAGGGAUCGCCGAGGGAAGGGGGUCCCUGGGAAGCGUUGUGAUUGGACGGCGGGACAAAGGAGGGAGGGGCCUGGGAAGGCUUGGGAAGUCUAGAAGAGAUUAUAUAUAUAUUUUUUAAAAUAGAGAAUUCUUUUUUCUUAUUAAACGUGCCUCACCGUCUCUCUCUGUGCUUUAUUACACUGUGCUGUGCUUUUACUGUGGGACAAAUAGGGGUUGGGGGUCAACCUGAGAAUUUGUACAAGUUUUUAAAAUGUUAAUAUAUUGACUUUGUCUCUCUCCCCACUCCUCUCUCUCCUCUUCCUCUCUCUCUCCUCUCUCUCUCCCCUCUCCUCUCUCUCUAUAUAUAUAAUCAGAUGUGUUUUAUGGUUUGUAAGUCUUUGUUUAUUUAAUUAUUGGUGUUGCCAAA
This is a messenger RNA of Acipenser ruthenus (sterlet), 1948 nucleotides long. Its product is annotated as galanin receptor type 3-like. Gene Ontology annotation, biological process: adenylate cyclase-modulating G protein-coupled receptor signaling pathway; neuropeptide signaling pathway. Lineage: Eukaryota; Metazoa; Chordata; Actinopteri; Acipenseriformes; Acipenseridae. The transcript has 4 exons. Gene Ontology annotation, cellular component: membrane. The record is from RefSeq and is a predicted model, not a curated record. Gene Ontology annotation, molecular function: galanin receptor activity. The coding region runs from base 1 to 1635 and encodes 544 amino acids.